AUGGACACAUUAGCGAACAACAUCUCGCGUGAUAAGUUCCAGUUAAAUAAAACCAAAUGUAAAGAGAUGCGAAUUUGUUUUGGAUCUAAUACCAAUGACCUUCAACCAAUUACCAUCAAUAACAUUACACUGGAUAUUGUCCAACGCGCGAAAGCUUUGGGAUUGGUUAUAGCCAGUAACCUUAAGUGGAACAUCCACGUAAAUGAAAUAAUUACGAAAUGCCGUAAACGCCUUUAUUAUCUUAUUCAACUAAAACGAGCAAAUAUCGAAGACAAGGAAUUGCUCCAAUUUUACAAAACGUGUAUAAGACCUGUCUUGGAGUAUGCUUGCCCAGUGUUCCACAAUAGUCUGACAUUGUAUCUGUCAGAUGACCUAGAGUCAGUCCAAAAGCGAGCAUUAAAAAUAAUCCUGCCUCAUCAAGAAUAUGAAAACGCUCUGCAGUUUACUAAUUUGCAACGCCUUAGCGAAAGGAGGAAUGAUAUAACAACAGCGUUGUUUCAGAAGAUAGUAGCAGAUUUCUCACAUAAGCUUCAUGACCGUUUGCCUCCUCGUUUAGAACGUUGA
Molecule: messenger RNA, 564 nt
Organism: Xenia sp. Carnegie-2017
Lineage: Eukaryota; Metazoa; Cnidaria; Anthozoa; Malacalcyonacea; Xeniidae
Exons: 1
Coding region: 1-564 (187 amino acids)
Molecular function (GO): methyltransferase activity; 2-oxoglutarate-dependent dioxygenase activity
Source: RefSeq, a predicted model, not a curated record